ACGGUGAUCAUCUACCAGGACCUCAUGGGCUACGAUGAGAUGUUCUCCGACAUCUACAAGAUCCGGGAGGUCGUGGACGGGCUGUGUCUGGAGGUGGAGGGGAAGAUGGUCAGUAAGACAGAGGGUAAUAUUGAUGACUCGCUCAUUGGUGGAAAUGCCUCUGUUGAAGGCCCUGAGGGCAAAGGUACAGAAAGCACAGUAGUCACUGGUGUCCACAUUGUCAUGAACCAGUACUUGCAGGAAAAAAGCUUCACAAAAGAAGCCUACAAGAAGUACAUCAAAGAUGACAUGAAGUCAAUCAAAGGGAAGCUUGAAGAACAGAGACCAGAAAGAGUAAAACCUUUUAUGACAGGGGCCACAGAACAAAUCAAACACAUCCUUGCUAAUUUCAAAAACUAUCAGCUGGGGACUUCCUUGUUCUUUGUUGGUGAAAACAUUAAUCCAGAUGGCAUGGUUGCUCUGCUGGCCUACUGUGAGGAUGGUGUGACCCCAUAUAUGAUUUUCUUUAAGGAUGGUUUACAAAUGGAAAAAUGUUAA
This is a messenger RNA of Hippopotamus amphibius kiboko, 537 nucleotides long. RefSeq names its product translationally-controlled tumor protein-like. The record is from RefSeq and is a predicted model, not a curated record. Gene Ontology annotation, cellular component: cytoplasm. Gene Ontology annotation, molecular function: calcium ion binding. Bases 25 to 537 code for a protein of 170 amino acids. The transcript has 2 exons. Lineage: Eukaryota; Metazoa; Chordata; Mammalia; Artiodactyla; Hippopotamidae.